This is a messenger RNA of Parnassius mnemosyne (clouded apollo), 720 nucleotides long. The record is from the annotation of a GenBank genome assembly. NCBI's taxonomy places the organism in Eukaryota, Metazoa, Arthropoda, Insecta, Lepidoptera, Papilionidae.
AUGGUGAUUCCUACUAAGUUGAGGAAACAAAUGUUAGCAGCGGCCCAUAAAGGUCAUCCAGGUAUAGUCAAUAUGAAAGCUAGGCUGCGCACAAAAGUAUGGUGGCCAAAAAUAGACAAAGACGCUGAAACUACCGUAAAAAGCUGCAGAGGGUGUACUUUAGUCUCGGCACCCAAUCCACCAGUAACUAUGAAAAGGCGUGAACUCCCUUCGAAAGCCUGGGUGGAUACAGCCGUUGAUUUUUUGGGUCCACUGCCAAGCGGAGAUCAUCUUUUAGUGAUUAUUGACUAUUACAGUCGAUAUAAAGACAUCGAAAUCAUGAAAUCUAUUUCAACACAAGACACAAUAAAAGUAUUGAAAAAAAUUUUUUCACGAGCCGGAAAUCCUGCUAGUAUAACAGCAGACAAUGGUAGACAAUUGUGUAGUCAGGAAUUCAAAACAUUCUGUACUGAUCAAGGGAUAACGCUUUUUAAUACGAUCCCUUACUGGCCUCAGCAAAAUGGGGAAGUAGAGAGGCAAAACAGGGAUAACCUUAAGCGACUGCAAAUCAGUCAGUGCGAAAAAUCUGACUGGAAAGAUGAUUUGUUAAAAUACCUAAUGAUGUAUAACAGUACUCCUCAUCCCUCCACAGGAAAGUCCCCAUCCGAUCUGUUCUAUGGAAGACAAUUCAGAGAAAAACUACCUUUUUUAACAGACCUCGAAAAUAGUUAUGAUGAUUAA